CCAAGUUGCUGUGAUUGCAUAGCAACCGAAUCAGAGAUCAUGUUUCUAAUUUCUUCCAAAGUUCAAAAUGAGCGACAAAGUCCAGCAUCCAAACGAGCAGGACUCGGUGUACAACCAGCUCCGCCUGGCGGGAAAGUUAACCGACGCCGUCAUCAUAGCCGAGGGCGUCGGGUUCCCAGUUCACAAGAUCAUCCUCUGCAACUGCACUCCGUAUUUCUGCGAACUCUUCACACGGAGUUGCAGCCUCGACCAAGAGAUUUUCCACAUACCAGGCAUAUCCGCGGAAGUCAUGGGGCUCAUACUCGACUACGCGUACACCAACUCCCUCACCAUCACCGCGGGCAACGUACAGCAGCUGCUGCUGACGGCCAACCUGCUGUGCGCGCCCGAAGUCGUGCACGCCUGCUGCAUCUUCAUCGAGGACCUGAUCCACCCGGACAACUGCAUCGGGAUGUGGAGGUACACGACGACCGUCUGCCCGCAGCCCGUGCUGCACUUCAAGAUCUACUGCUACAUUCUGAAGCACUUCGAGGCCGUCGCCCUGUGCGAGGAGUUCCUGCUGCUCUCUGCCGGGGAGCUCACCGACAUCAUCGAAACGGACAACUUGAUCGUAAAAACGGAGAGGACGGUGUACGAGGCCAUUUUAAGGUGGACCAGUCAUGCUCUCGAAGAGCGACAGGCGCACUUCCCUUCUCUCUUUUCUAAGAUCCGGCUGGCCCUGUUGGACGUGGACUACAUCAGAGACAAAGUGCUGCCCAGUACGCUGACGCAAGGACCGUGUCUCUCUCUCCUCUCUGAAGCCACCAAGACAAUAACCCAGCUGCUCUCAAUCAGGCCUUAUUUGACCGGUGUCUGCAACCCCCUGGCCCGCCCUCGGUUGCCGACUGGCAUCCUACUUGCCAUCGGCGGCUGGAGCGGCGGCGGUCCCACCAACGGCAUCGAGGCGUACGACGUCCGCGCCGACUGCUGGAUCAACGUGACCAACAACACGGAGCGUCCUCGCGCCUACCACGGCACCAUCUUUCUCAACAACUUCGUCUACUGCAUCGGCGGCUUUGACAGGCUGGAGCAUUUCAACAGCGUGCGCAAGUUCGACCCCAUCAAGGGCAACUGGCACGAAGUGGCUCCCAUGUACUACCAACGAUGCUACGUUAGUGUCACGGUGCUGAACGGCUGCAUCUACGCCAUCGGAGGCUAUGAUGGACACAUGAGACUAAGCACAGCUGAGUACUAUCGGCCCGAGCUCAACCAGUGGACUUUGAUUGCUCCCAUGCAGGAGCAAAGGAGUGACGCGAACUGCACCACCCUCAACAACAAGAUUUACAUUUGUGGGGGAUUCAAUGGACAUGAUUGCCUGCAGACAGCUGAAUAUUACAGCCCAGAGACCAACCAGUGGACGAUGAUCUCCCCCAUGAACAGCCAGCGCAGUGGGAUAGGAGUCGUUGCAUAUGCAGGUCAUGUUUAUGCGGUCGGUGGCUUCGAUGGCAACAGCCGCCUGCGCUCGGUGGAGGCUUACAACCCCGAGACUAACGCCUGGACAAAUGUGGCCUCCAUGAUCACCACCCGCAGUAACUUUGGGAUUGAAGUAGUCGAAGACCGGCUCUUCGUGGUCGGGGGCUUCAACGGCUUCACCACAAGCUAUCAUGUCGAGUGCUACGACGCCACAAGAAACGAAUGGUUAGAGGUCUGCGGCAUGGGGAUCUUCCGGAGUGCCGUGAGCUGCUGUGUGAUAGCCGGACUUCCCAACAUGCCAGAGUACGUGGUCCCUCGUGACGCCCUGCCCCUGCUGCCUAUAGAGGAGGACCACGAAACGGAUUCAGGAGACUCCUCCUAAAACUAGCGGAUUAAGACUUUCUCUUUAGUGCCAUCAUCUAAGACAGGAACAAGUGUAAGAUUGCAUCGUCAAUAUACCAUUGAGAGCAUCAAACCACUGUCCAGCAGGCUUUUUCCUUUGCUAAUAUUUGCAUGAACAUUUUCACUUCAGAGGUCGGUAAGACGGAGCUAAAAUAACAAAUCACAUGUUGUUUUGAGGCUAUGCACCAUCUGGCUGCACUUGCAAAUCCCUUCUCAGAGUUUAUUCCUCAGAUGUCUUUUGCACCCGUUUCCAGACAUUGUCACAGACUCACGGGCAUGAAUGUCACUUGUGAUUGCGAUCGGUCUCGGCUGAAUUUGCUUGACAAAACUUGUUGAAUUAAAUCAAUGGUCAGUAAAAGGAACACAGAUAAGGUCCAAGAAAAAGAAUUGUAGAUUUCUAUCAAUUGGGAAUAUGUUUUUUUGAGCAAUUUCCAAACAUUUAUUGAUUCCAUGUUCCAUUUUCUGAGGCCUUAAGGAGGGAGCCAUUUUGUCAAAAUCAGAUUGAAAGAUAUUCACAAAGAAUCCAGGAACUGCUAAGACACUAUGUAAAACAUAGUAAAAAAAAACAAAAACACCUUUUAGAUUAAUAGUAACCAACAUUUUGUCAAAAGUCUUAGCGAUCAGCAAGAUGUUGUUUUCCAAAUGCGAGGUGGCCCAUUAAUUAAUUUUAGGUCAGGAGUGUGUUGUCCAUUCUGUCUGUAUUGAUAAAUCAUGGACCUUAACUGAGGGAAAUGAGCUAUACAAAACUUUUCACAUUGUUCAGAAUUUUUUUGUGACCCCUUGGUUGAGUUGUAUAUGCAAUGUUGGCGUAAUAUUUUGUAUGUUUACACGUCCAUCUUUUACAGUACUACUGUGUGCCACUGGUUUAUGAAGGUAAAGAAAACAGUGAAAAUACAAAAGUGUUCGCUAGUCAGUUAUUGGUUGGUAGGUGUGGUUUUUAGUAGUCACAGUGCAUUGAUUGCAACAAUAACAAAAAGAAAAAAACUUACAUGUUUAAAGAAAUCAUUUAGGGGUGUCGGUUUCAAAUCUGUGGAAUGUUGCCAUAACAACAAACUGGCCUUGCCACUUUGGCUGCCUUUACACCGGAAGACAUUUGAGAGGAAUUGAUUAUAAAAGUCUGAGAGGUGUUAAGGUGGCAGAAGUCUACUUUGGUCUUAUUCCCCCUCAGGCUGGCCAUUAGUCACAGCGACCAGGACAAAUAUGGAGAACUAAUCUUUUAUCCACCACCUGUAGAGGAUCAGUAAAGAGGAAAGAAUAGGAUAGGUCUUUUUUUAAAGCAUAAAUUAGUAUUGUUAAAUAAUGACAAACUGCUAUCUAAGCAGUACCUCAUGUACAAAUAGUCAGUUUUACUGUAAUGAUGGCAAUUAUUUCACAUGUUUGCUUUUUUUUCCUGCUGUCUGACAAAAACAGACAAGAAAUGCAUGUUUGUUAAAUAAUGAUUAAAAAAAAUCCCCCAAGAA
This is a messenger RNA of Xiphophorus hellerii (green swordtail), 3314 nucleotides long. RefSeq names its product kelch-like protein 10. NCBI's taxonomy places the organism in Eukaryota, Metazoa, Chordata, Actinopteri, Cyprinodontiformes, Poeciliidae. The transcript has 5 exons. The coding region runs from base 68 to 1834 and encodes 588 amino acids. The record is from RefSeq and is a predicted model, not a curated record. Gene Ontology annotation, molecular function: protein binding.